This is a messenger RNA of Plasmodium gallinaceum, 576 nucleotides long. RefSeq names its product early transcribed membrane protein (gene ETRAMP). The record is from RefSeq and is a predicted model, not a curated record. The transcript has a single exon. The coding region runs from base 1 to 576 and encodes 191 amino acids. Lineage: Eukaryota; Apicomplexa; Aconoidasida; Haemosporida; Plasmodiidae.
AUGAAAGCAUCAAAGUUAUUAUUCUUUCUAAGUUCAUUUCUAAUUAUAAAUAUAUUAACUCCAUACUUAUUUAAUGCUAAUGUAUUUUUUGUUUCUGCCGAUGGAAAAAUACAAGAAAUUAACAAAGAUAUUGAAAAAAAAAAUAAAAAAAAAAAGAUUAUCUUAAUAUCAUCUAUAGCUGCAGGAUUAGUAAUGCUUGCAGCUUCUAUACUUGGAAUAGGAAAUUGUAUCAAAAGAAAAAACGAUAGAAUGAAAGGUUAUACUUACAGAAUAGAUACUUGGCCAGAUAAUGAUAUUAGGAGAGUAGGAACAGAAAUCUCACAAAAAGCAAGUAAACGUGGAUUGAAAGAAACGAUAGUAAAUUUUCACAAAGGAAAACAAGAAGGUCCUAGUGAUAAAACUUUAAAAUCAUAUGUUUUUGAUGAAAUAAAAAAAAGUGGAGUUGUUUUUAGUGAAAGACAAAUCUCUGAUAUGAUGUAUUAUGUUCUUUCAGACGUUGCAGUAAUGGAAAAACACUGGAGAAAUUUUCCAGAAUAUCUUCCUUCUUUACAUUUAAAAAAAGAUUUAAAAAAAUAG